Molecule: messenger RNA, 4755 nt
Organism: Daucus carota subsp. sativus
Lineage: Eukaryota; Viridiplantae; Streptophyta; Magnoliopsida; Apiales; Apiaceae
Exons: 7
Coding region: 1-4755 (1584 amino acids)
Biological process (GO): DNA integration
Molecular function (GO): RNA-DNA hybrid ribonuclease activity; nucleic acid binding
Source: RefSeq, a predicted model, not a curated record
AUGUUUAUAGUCGAAGGAGCUGGGGGUUAUGAUUUCACGGCGGCGUUGCCGCCGGGUCUGAUCAGAGAAGGCGACGCAAGGGGCAAGGGACAGAGUUGUAGAGUGUCGGAUGGUGGUGGGUUGGUUGUCGAGGCGCUGGCUCAAGGUGAACAGAGGUGGCUGGGUUUGGAUAGUGGUGGUUUGCUAGGGGGUAAGAUGAUUGACCAGUGUAAGCUGCGCGUAAGAUUGAUGCUAGGCGAGAUUGCCAGUGAGAUGUUUACGAGGCUAGUUAUGGUCACCGCUGGAACCUCAAAUCCCAUCACCACCACGCCACCAGUCACGUUGACCCUUGCUAGCAGUGGCACAACCACCGCUGCUCAAACCUCGAUUCCUAUGAUUUUUGGCACGCUGCCCCCUCUGACUAAUGUUGUGGCCACAGCCACUGAUCAUGGGACUCAUUACUCUACCGUUGUGACAACCACAAGAGGACCAACAAAUGAGUAUGUAGUUUAUACGGACGACUCUUCUGAAGAUUCGGAGAGGGACUAUGAUAUUCCCCCACGAAGGAGGAGAGACGGAAACCAGAGCCGAGGCUCCCAGCACAACACCAGGCCGAAUAACUCCGAGUCCCGUCGACCCACGGACCAGGAGUACGAAGCCAGGAUUCGAGCUUAUGAACAGGAGAUAGCUCAGUUGAGAAGAGACAGGGCGGCACACCAGACCAGGCAGCCACCACCCGAACCUCGGCAACAAACUGAAAACCCUCAGAACGCAGCCAAGAGGGCCCCUGAAAAUAUGAAUGAGCUCCAGGAGAGGGCCGGGAAGUAUAUCAAGGCUGAGGAAAGCCUGAAGAAAUCUCAGAAUAACCAGGGACCGACCCCGAACCCAAAGAAACGUGGAAACGACACCGAGUACAACGCGGAUAGUAAGUAUUCAAAGACAGGGGAUGGUGAUAAGUCCCCCACCAAAAAGAAAGCAGGACCGAGGUUCACUGAGUUUCAUAAGGAUACAGGACAUAAGACCGAUGAUUGUCGGCAGUUGAAGGAUGAGAUCGAGUUUUUGAUCCGAAAAGGCAAGCUGUCCAAGUAUACUAGGGAUACGGACAAGAAUCCCCGUGACAAUGACAACCGUGGAAGAGACAACGAUGAUAGGAAUAAGAGAAACCAGCCUAGAGGGCCUGUGAUCAAUGUAAUCUCUGGAGGACCGACCGCAGCAGGCCUAUCUAGUAACUCACGAAAAGCUUAUGCUCGUGAAGUGAUGUACAUUGUUGGAGAGCCCCCGAAGAGGGCAAAAAUUGAGUUUGCUUUAGCAUUCGACAAUUUAGAUCUUGACAGAGUUAAAUUUCCCCAUGAUGAUCCUUUGGUAAUCACCCCGGUGAUUGGAAACUCUUCUGUAAAAAGGGUACUCGUUGACGGUGGAGCCUCAGUAGAUAUCUUAUUUCAUGAUGCAUAUGAGAAGAUGGGAUAUUCAGAUUCGCAAUUGACACCUUCAGAUAUGCCUAUAUACGGCUUUAAUAACGUGGAGACAAAGAUUGAAGGUAUGAUCCAACUACCCGUGACAAUGGGCACCGAGCCUAGACAGGCCACAUGUAUGCUGAAUUUUUUGGUCAUUAAGGCUUCAUCAACCUACAAUGCUAUCCUUGGGAGGACUGGGAUACAUGCUUUUAAAGCAAUCCCAUCCACCUACCACUUGAAGAUCAAAUUCCCUACCAAGAAUGGGGUGGGAGAAGAGAUAGGAGAUCAAAAAAUGGCUAGAAGUUGUUAUGUGGGGGCUCUGAAAUCUGGAGGGACCGGGGGGCAAGUUCUCCCAAUUGAGGACUUGGAUGUCCGAGAGGAAGAGGAAAGGAGAGGAAAGCCAGCUGAGGACUUGGUUCCCUUCUCCCUAUAUCCAGAUGAGCCCGAGAAGGUGACCUAUGUAGGGGCGUCGCUCCCCGAGGAUAUGAAAUCCGAAUUUGUGAAGUUCUUGAGGAACAACCGGGAUGUGUUUGCUUGGACCGCAGCCGAUAUGCCAGGGAUUGAUCCCCUCUUUAUGACACACACGCUUAACGUAAGCCCAGAUAGAAAACCCGUGAAACAAAAGAAGAGAAGUUUUGCCCCUGAGAGGCAGGAAGCCAUAAAACAGGAGGUCGAUAAGCUUUUGGAAGCAGGUUUUAUAGAGGAAAUCCAAUUCUCAGAAUGGCUAGCUAACCCAGUCAUGGUCAAGAAAGCUAAUGGAAAGUGGAGGAUGUGUGUAGACUUCACAGAUUUGAAUGAUGCUUGUCCUAAGGACUGUUUUCCUCUCCCAAGAAUAGAUACUCUGAUCGAUGCUACAGCUGGGCACGAGAUGUUGAGCUUUAUGGAUGGCUUUAGUGGAUACAACCAGAUCCGAAUGAAUAAGGACGACAUUCCUAAGGUAUCAUUCAUCACUGAUUUUGCCAAGUGUGCCUUUGGAGUUGGGUCUGGAAAAUUUUUGGGUCUGAUGGUCUCAAAACGUGGAAUUGAGGCCAACCCCGACAAGAUAAAGGCCAUCCUUGAUAUGGAGCCGCCUAAGUCUAUAAAAGAUGUUCAAAAGCUAACAGGAAGAAUCGCGGCACUAGGACGUUUCAUCUCGAAGUCCGGGGAUAAGUGCUUGCCCUUCUUUAAGGCUUUGAAGAAAGUUAAAGAUUUUGAAUGGACAAGUGAGAGCCAAGAGGCCUUUGAGCAGUUGAAGAAGUAUAUGGCAGAGCCACCACUCUUAUCAAAGCCCGUGGAUGGAGAAACAUUAUAUGUCUACUUGGCUGUCUCUGAGAAAGCACUGAGUGCGGUCUUGGUUCCUUCAAGAAAGCUGAGGCCUUACUUCCAGGCUCACAAAAUUGAAGUCUUGACAGACCAGCCCCUUAGGAACAUAAUGCAUAGCCCGAAGGCUAGUGGGAGAUUAAUCAAAUGGGCAGUAGAGCUUGGGGAAUUUGAAAUUCGAUACAAACCACGGGUGACAAUCAAGGCUCAAGCUCUAGCUGACUUCCUCGUUGAAUGCACCAUUGACAACAAGGAAGUCGGGGGGCAGGAGAGUAUGGUAGAGGAACCCAAAGAAGAGGAGAAACCUAAAGAGUAUUGGUUACUAUUUUUUGACGGAGCUUCAAAAACAAAAAAUAGUGGGGCAGGGCUGGUGCUCCGAAGCCCGGAUGGCUUCACGGUCGAGUACGCAAUCAAGUUAGACUUUCCAACUACCAAUAAUGAAGCUGAGUAUGAGGCCCUUAUAGCUGGAUUGGGAUUGGCGAGAACCCUGAGGGUUAAAAACCUGAAAGUAUGUGGGGACUCAAGACUUGUGGUUUCACAGGUUAAUGGAGAAUUUGAGGCACGAGAAGAAACAAUGCUGAAAUACUUAAGGAUUGUGAAAGCCCAGAUGACGCAAUUUAAAGAAUGUUUGGUAGAACAUAUACCUAGGGAAGAGAAUGCAAAGGCUGAUGCCUUAUCCCAGUUUGCAUCCUCAGAGAAUGAGGUGUGCUCGGGAAGUGUUUACUAUCAGGUUUUGAAAACCCCAAGUAUCAAUGCCAAGCUGGUAGCCCCAAUUGACACGGGGGCCACUUGGAUCGAUGAGGUCAAAACGUAUCUCGAAACCGGACAUCUACCACCUGAUGCUGGGGAAGCACGAAAACUACAAGUGAGAGCUUUAAAGUAUGCACUCAUUGAAGGGAUUCUCUAUAAGAAAUCUUUUGUUAUACCUUAUUUGAAGUGUUUAAGGCCGGAUGAGGCCCGGGAAGCCCUGAAAGAGGUCCAUGAAGGAAUCUGUGGCCAGCACCUAGGCGGGAGAGCCUUGGCUCACAAAAUUACUCGCCUUGGGUUCUUUUGGCCAAAUAUGCUGAAGGAUGCGAAGGAUUAUGUUAAGAGAUGCGAUCGUUGUCAGAGAUUUGCACCUGUUGUGCGCCAGCCCCCAGAGAUGUUGACAUCCAUUAACUCCCCGAUUCCCUUUGCUAUGUGGGGGAUGGACAUCCUAGGGCCGUUUCCACUCGCCAGUGCUCAAAGGAAGUUUCUGAUAGUGGCUAUUGACUACUUUACCAAGUGGAUUGAGGCCAAACCCCUGGCCAAGAUAACCACCAAGCAAGUUGCUCAGUUCUUUUGGGAAAACGUCAUAUGCAGGUAUGGCAUACCCCGAGUCUUGGUUACUGACAAUGGAGCUCAGUUCAACAAUCCAGAGUUUGUGGGAUACUGUGACGACUAUAGCAUUGAGCUACGAUUCACUUCGGUUGCCCAUCCUCAAGCCAAUGGGCAAGCUGAAGUAGCCAACAGGAUAAUCCUUGAUGGGCUAAAGAAAAGAGUCGAGAAAGCGCAUGGGUCUUGGGCUGAAGAGAUUCUCCCUAUACUAUGGGCAUAUCGAACAACCUGCAAGGUCUCCACAGGAGCAACCCCGUUCCAGUUAGCUUACGGGGCUGAAGCCGUAGUGCCACUUGAGAUAACUCAUACCUCCCCCAGGGUCCAGCAGUAUGAGCCCGAAGCCAAUGAGGAAGGAAUGAGACUCGCACUCGACAUGAUCGAUGAGGUCCGUGAUGAGGCUAACGCCAGGAUCGUUGAGAGCCAAAAACGAGCUUCCUAUUACUAUAAUCUCCGAGUCAAGGAACGAUUCUUCAGAAAAGGGGAUUUAGUCCUAAGGAAAGCUGAGGCCUCAGGAGUUGGUCCCAAGGGAAAGAUGGCCCCAAACUGGGAAGGUCCGUAUCAGGUGAAGGAUGUUAUUGGUCGCGGCUCGUACAAGCUUCAGACCCUGGAUGGAGUUGAGUUUCCAAGGAGUUGGCAUGCCACCAACUUGAAGAUUUAUUAUAUUUGA